CUUCAUCCAUUUAGCCUUUUUUUUCCAUUUUGGGGAUCUGGUCCAGCAGGAGAUCCAGCACAAUUCCCGAGGCAUUCAACUUUUAACUCUAUUUAUUUCCUAUUCUUUUUCUGUUUCUACUAGUGUUGUUGUCUUAUUUUGUCUCUUCUCUUUUACUACUUUUUUUUCCACAUAAACCCUUAUUCUUCUCCCCUCAAAUUCUACUUUAUUCAGAUCUAGGCGCUUGGAAAUUAAGGUGAUAUAUAUAUAUAUAUGUAGAAUGAAUUCGUUUUCACAGAUUCCUCCUGGCUUUCGGUUCCAUCCAACUGAUGAAGAACUUGUAGAUUAUUACCUCAAGAAGAAAAUCACUUCAACAAGGAUUGACCUAGAUGUUAUUAAAGAGGUGAACCUCUACAACAUUGAACCAUGGGAUCUUCAAGAAUUAUGCAGAAUAGGGAGAGAAGAAGAAGAUGAAUGGUACUUCUUUAGCCACAAAGAUAAAAAAUAUCCAACUGGCACAAGAACCAAUAGAGCCACAACAGCAGGAUUUUGGAAAGCAACAGGAAGAGACAAGGCUGUAUAUUCCAAUCAUGACUUGAUUGGCAUGAGGAAGACCUUGGUUUUUUACAAAGGAAGGGCUCCUCAUGGUCUAAAAUCUGAUUGGAUUAUGCAUGAAUAUCGACUUCACACUGAUCCAAAUGGUGCCCAUCAGGAAGAGGGAUGGGUGGUGUGUAGAGUUUUCAAGAAGAAAAUGGCAAGCACAAGGAAAGAAAGUGAGAAGGAGUCACCAAAUAAUAAUGAUCAAGUUCCAUUCAUGCCAAACCAUAUUGUCUCACAACACAAUUACCCUUGCAAGAAGGAAUUAAUCGAUAAUUUGAAUUACCAAAUCCAAAUCCCAUCUCAUCACCACCACCACCAACAAAGUCCAAAACUUGUUCCAUCCACCUCAAUUUCAGUGUACAAUAAUUUGCAACAGUCUGUCUCCCUUCUCACACGAGAACAAGUUGUUGAUCAAGUGACCGAUUGGCGAGUGCUCCAUAAAUUUGUAGCUUCUCAACUCAGCCAAGAGGAGGAAAAUGACUAUUACUCAAACACCUUACAUGGUGUUACCGAUGAAUCGAAUUUGAACAAACAAGAAACAGUCACGGAAAAUAACUCCACUGCAUCAUCUUGUUUUCAGAUUGACCUGGGGAAGUACACUUCUUUAUUUGUUGAUUAAAUAUCUAAUUUGUUUAAUAUCAUUGUACAUAAUAAUA
Solanum lycopersicum (tomato) is the source of this 1235-nucleotide messenger RNA. RefSeq names its product NAC domain-containing protein 7. The record is from RefSeq and is a predicted model, not a curated record. NCBI's taxonomy places the organism in Eukaryota, Viridiplantae, Streptophyta, Magnoliopsida, Solanales, Solanaceae. Gene Ontology annotation, biological process: regulation of DNA-templated transcription. Gene Ontology annotation, molecular function: DNA binding.